GUAAUUGCUGUCAAGCAGCUUUCUUCCAAAUCAAAGCAAGGGAAUCGUGAAUUUGUGAAUGAGAUAGGCAUGAUUUCUGCUCUGCAACACCCUCAUCUUGUCAAGCUUCACGGAUGCUGUAUUGAAGGAAAUCAACUAUUGCUUGUCUAUGAGUACAUGGAAAAUAAUAGCCUUGCUCGUGCUUUGUUUGGGCCAGAAGAAAGUCGGUUGAAGUUGGAUUGGCCAACAAGGCACAAGAUCUGUGUUGGUAUAGCUAGAGGUUUGGCUUACCUCCACGAGGAAUCAAGAUUGAAGGUCGUUCAUAGAGACAUCAAGGCUACUAAUGUGCUGCUUGAUAAAAAUCUUACCCCAAAGAUAUCUGACUUUGGAUUGGCCAAGCUUGAUGAAGAGGAUAAUACACACAUUAGCACCCGUAUUGCUGGAACUUAUGGAUAUAUAGCGCCUGAAUAUGCAACGCGGGGUUAUCUGACUGAUAAAGCAGAUGUUUAUAGCUUUGGAAUUCUUGUAUUGGAAAUUGUUAGUGGGAGGAACAACACCACUUACAGAGGAAAGGAAAAAAGCUUUUAUCUUCUCGAUUGGGCACAACUACUAAAAGGGCAAGGGAAUUUGAUGGACCUAGUGGAUCCAAGGUUGGGCUCAGACUUCAACAAAGAAGAGAUGAUGCUUACAAUCAAUGUGGCUCUCCUCUGCUGCAAUGUCACUUCAACAGUUAGGCCUACCAUGUCUUCAGUUGUGAGCAUGCUUGAAGGUAGGGCUGCUGUUCAGGAAUUGGUUUCAGAUCCAAAUGCCUCAAGUUUUGAGAUCGAAGCAAUGAGGAAACAUUUUCAAUCCAGUUUCAGAAGGAACACCGGCAAAAGCCAAACACAAACUGCGUCAACUGAAGGGCCCUGGACCGGUUCGUCUACAUCUGCUCAUGAUCUCUAUCCAGUCAAGCCUGAUUCAACUUACUGGGACAACAGAAAAUAGAGAAACUGAGCAAAC
Messenger RNA from Prunus avium (sweet cherry), 981 nucleotides. The record is from RefSeq and is a predicted model, not a curated record. NCBI's taxonomy places the organism in Eukaryota, Viridiplantae, Streptophyta, Magnoliopsida, Rosales, Rosaceae.